This is a messenger RNA of Belonocnema kinseyi, 399 nucleotides long. RefSeq lists its product as uncharacterized. The transcript has a single exon. The coding region runs from base 1 to 399 and encodes 132 amino acids. Lineage: Eukaryota; Metazoa; Arthropoda; Insecta; Hymenoptera; Cynipidae. The record is from RefSeq and is a predicted model, not a curated record.
AUGCCCUUCAGACUUUUAGGAGCCCCUGCGACAUUCCAGCUACUUGUAGACUCCCUCAUAGGGCCAGACAUAGCGUACCUCGAUGAGAUAGUCAUCGUUAAUGAGACGUUCAAGAGUUAUCAGGAAUGGGUAGCUCAAGUUAUAGACCGAUUUCAAGGCGCCGGACUGACAAUCAACAUAAAGAGAUGUGUAUUGGGAAGACUGUCCAUACGUCAUCUCGGGUUCCUUGUUAAUCAGAAGGGUUUGGCAGGUCGAUCCGGAAAAAGUCGAGCCUCGUUUCUCAUACCCAGCCCGAAGAACAAUAAAACAACUGAGACGGUUCUUGGGAAUGACGGCAUGGUACCGUCAUUUCAUUCCCAACUUUGCGACCGACGCCGAACCAUUAAACAAGUUGCUUAG